AUGUCUCAAUGGUACACAGUUGCCUUUCUUCUACUAGCUGCUUGUUUUUGGGAAAGCCACCAAGCCGCACCUCCAAAAUGCACUCAUCUGAAAGAGUUUGCUCUGGAUAACAGGAUCAGAAAUCAAUUGUCAUCAUUGAUCACUGCUGAACUUUCUGGAUUGGAAUAUGAUUGCUUUUUGGAAUUGGUAGCAGCAGUGAUUUUGGACGACCCUGAAACGGAUUACAGUUGGCUUCCAGAACAUGGCAUGUACCCUCUCAUUUUUGACACCUAUGAAACAGAUGAAAACGCUGGAGCGAAAGCAGCUAUGGAAUUGUGGAAGACAUAUAUUCAUAAUGUGGGUGAAAAAACAACAUUUGCAUGUGGACAUAAUCUUGAGUCUGACGGCUUACAUGUGUUUAUCUGCAUUCUAAAAUAA
Molecule: messenger RNA, 417 nt
Organism: Necator americanus (New World hookworm)
Lineage: Eukaryota; Metazoa; Nematoda; Chromadorea; Rhabditida; Ancylostomatidae
Exons: 5
Coding region: 1-417 (138 amino acids)
Source: RefSeq, a predicted model, not a curated record